AGCUCCAGAGUGUGACACCGGCGGAAGUAAACAAUGCAAGGGCGUUGGUAGCAACGUUAGCUUAAUGUAGGCAUUUGAAGGCUGUUGUGUAGCAGGUAAAUAUUUCACUAGUUUAGGUUAUAAUGUCUUCAGUUCCACAUUUAAGAGAUUUUAUAAACGUGACACAAACUUCUGUCGCUGAAGAGAAAGUGACAGAAUUUCAGAAAACCAUCGUCCAGCAUGAGGAAGAGAUGGAUCAUCAGCGCAGACUGCUGGACAUCAUCUGGAAACCACAGAUAAAGCUACACAGAGUAGACCUGUCACAGCAUUUUGUCUUUAAGGAGGACACGGUUGACCAGCAGCUCUGUAAGAGCAAGACCAGUUCCAUUCUGGACGAGGACCCAGAUCUUCCACGGAUUAAAGAGGAACAAGAAGAACUGUGCAUCACUAUGAACCAGGAGGACCCAGAGUCUCCUCAGAUUAAAGACGAACAGGAUGAACCCUGCAACAGUCUUGACCAGGAGGAUCCAGAGGCUCCACAGAUUAAAGAGGAACAGAAAGAACUCUGUGCCAGUUUGGAUCAGGAGGACCCAGAGCCUCCACACAUUAAAAUGGAACAGGAGGAACUUUACACCAAUCAGGAGGGAGAUCUGCUUGUUGUAAAGCUGGAGACUGAUGCCUUUAUGGUGACUUCUGCUAAUGAGAACAACGACCACAGUAAACUAGAGCCAAACAGUGACAUGCUCCUUUCUCAUAACUGUUUUGUGAUUGAGAGCCCAGAUCAUGAUGGAAAGAAGGAUGUAGAUUCAGAAUCAAGUGGAAAUGCAAAGCUGAGGACAAAGAAGAAACAUCACAGUCACAAUGUAGACAAAUCUCAUUUGUCAGAGAGUCACAGUAAUAAUGAUACGGUGAAAAAAUCGAUAAAAUGUUCUGUUUGUGAUGAAACCUUUAAAGAUGAGUACCAACUGCAGAAACAUCAGAGAAUUCACACCGGUGAGAAGAUGUAUGUUUGCAAAAUUUGUGAGAAAAGGUUCUACAAAGUAUCAUUAUUGAUAUUUCACCAAAGAGUCCACACAGGUGAGAUGCCUUAUUCUUGCAAAACCUGUGGUAAAAGUUUUAGGGUUGGCUAUUACUUGAAGCGCCACAUGAAGACCCACACAGGUGAGAAGCCAUAUAUAUGUGACACCUGUGAGAAAAGAUUUAGUAACUCAUCAGGAUUGAAAAAGCAUAUGAUAAGCCACACAGGUGAGAAGCCUUAUUCUUGCAACACUUGUGGGAAAAGUUUUGUUAGUAGCUCUUAUCUUAAAAUUCACAUGCAAAAUCACACAGGUGAGAAGCUGUACCCUUGCAAAACCUGUGGGAAAGUCUUCAGCUGUAGCUAUCACCUGAAAAUCCACUUUCGAAUUCACACAGGUGAGAAGCCAUAUUCUUGCAAAACAUGUGGUAAAAGUUUCAGAUUAAGUGAUGCAUUGUUGCACCACAUGAGAACCCACACAGGUGAGCGGCCAUACCCCUGCAACAUUUGUGGGAAGUUGUUUAAAGAUACCUCAACACUAAAAGUACACAUAAGAUCUCACACAGGUGAGAAACCUUAUGCCUGCAGCGUCUGUGGAAAACAAUUUAAAUCUGCUUCACCACUGACACAACACCUGAGAACUCAUACAGGUGAGAGGCCGUAUUUUUGUGAAACAUGCGGGAAAAGCUUCAUUCAGCGUAGCCAUAUGUUGCGCCACAUGACAAUUCACACAGGUGAGAAGACAUAUGCCAUACCGUGUCUCCCUACAGUCCGUGGUGAGAGUGUUGUGUUGUUCGCAGCUGAGCUAAGAAUGUCUUCAGUUCAAUAUCUGAGAGAGUUGAUCAGCGAGAGACUAACUGCUGCUGCUGAAGAAAUAUUCACAGAGUUUGAAAAAACCAUCGUCCGGUACGAGGAGGAGAUCGACCAUCAGCGCAGACUGCUGGAUAACAUCUGGAAACCACAGAUCACCUUACAAAUACCAGAGCCCCCACAGAAACAUGUAUGUAGGAUGGAGAAGAAUGUCGCUGUUCAGCAGCUCUGUAACCAGGAGAGGAACUCCAGUCUGGACCAGGAGGAGCCAGUUCAUUCACAAAUUAAAAAGGAACAGGAGGAACCCUGCAUCAGUGUGCACCAGGAGGACCUCAAGGUUUCAAAGAUUGAAGAGGAACAGAAGGAACUCUGCACCAGUCUGGAGCAAGAGCAGCUUGUACUACAGCAGGAGAUGGAUUUCUCUAUGGUGACUCCUACGUAUGAGGACCACAGUGCACCAGAACCAAACAAUGACCAGCUCCUUUCUCACAACUCUCCUGUAGCUGAGAGCCGAGGUCCGGAAGGAAGCAGGUAUAUAGACUUUGAAUCAACAAGAAAUGCAGCACUGAUGCCAAAGAUGAGGCUUGACAGAAACGGCAGCGAUAUUACCAAUGCAGACAACUGUCCAGUUUUACAGAGUCAUGGUAAUAGUUACAUAGGGAAAAAAUCUAUAAACUGUGAUGUUUGUGGAAAAGCCUUUAAGGAUAAUUACCAAAUGAAGAGACAUCACAGAAUCCACACAGGUGAGAAGCCGUAUGCUUGCAAUGCAUGUGGGAAAAGAUUCAGAAGCAAUGAUGCAUUGCUGGUCCACAUGAGAACCCACACAGGUGAGAGGCCUUACUCCUGCAACAGGUGUGGGAAGUUAUAUAAAGAUGCAUCAACACUGAAAGUACACACAAGAUCUCACACAGGUGAGAAACCUUAUGCCUGCAGCGUCUGUGAGAGGCGAUUUAAAGUCAUGUCAACACUGAAAACGCACAUGAGAACUCAUACGGGUGAGAGGCCGUAUUUUUGUGAAAUAUGUGGCAAAAGUUACAUUCAGCGUAGUCAUUUGACUGUUCACAAAAGAAGUCACACAGGUGAGAAUUCAUACUCCUGACACACCUGUGGGAGCCAAGCUUGACCAUGAAUUAUCUUAGAAAAUGAAAUGUUUAAAGUCUUGGCUCAUAAUAAAUGUGAACGUCAGUGAGGUACACUGUGUCGCAACAUAAAUCAUGUUUUUUAUAGCCUGUAUUUGUUUACAAUGUGCAGAAUAGAAUUCACUGAAUUAUUAUUUUAAAUCAUUGUUUUUUCCUGUUUGCCUUUGGAUGUACUGACAACUGUUACUGACAUAAUCUUUAAAAUCUCAAGAUUCUUGAGUAAGUUCUGAACUGUUCCAACAACUAACCAUCAGUGUAUUGUACAUUAUGUCUCUAACUGUGACAUGGUAUGAGAUCUUGCACCUGUGACAUCUUUUCUUGCCUUCAUGAGAUCGUCCCUAAUAUUUCUGAGUGAAUAUGUCCAAAUUUUCUUUCCUCAUGUGAAUGCAGUGUGAUUUGUUAAUGUACAGUUUGUUUAAAAACUUAGCCAUGCCAUUGAUUCACACUUUCACCAACAAUAAUGUUUCAAUAAUGUUUUGUUCAUUUUUAUAAGAGAGAUUUUUUUAAUCUUCCCUGUUACAUUUUUCAGGAAUAUGGAUUGCUACAAUUCAGCUAGUUAUAUUGUAAGGUGUGUUUCUAUAUGGUGUUUCAAAUUCGUGCUUCAUACACUCCCUUUUAACUUUGAGCACCUGCCCCUCCAAAGGUCUCUUCAUGGGCCUGGUGAUUUGUGAAUGUAGAGUUGGAUUCAAAACUUAGCCAUGCCAUUGAUUCACGCAUUUAUCAACAAUGUUUCUGUAGUCACUCAUUUUUAUAAGAGAGAUUUUUAUAUUAUUUUAUAGGUGAUGUAUAAAUAAAGUUUCUUUCCUAAAAGAA
Molecule: messenger RNA, 3756 nt
Organism: Acanthochromis polyacanthus (spiny chromis)
Lineage: Eukaryota; Metazoa; Chordata; Actinopteri; Pomacentridae
Product: zinc finger protein 62 homolog
Exons: 5
Coding region: 123-2903 (926 amino acids)
Biological process (GO): regulation of transcription by RNA polymerase II
Molecular function (GO): DNA-binding transcription factor activity; RNA polymerase II cis-regulatory region sequence-specific DNA binding
Source: RefSeq, a predicted model, not a curated record